AUGUCUACCUCUUUAAGGGUAAAUGCUUUUUUGGAUCGAGUCAAGAACGUUUCGCAGACACCUGCACCUCCAGCUUAUUCACACAAGCAGGACUUAGGAAGACACUAUGCAAGAGCAAUAACCCAGCCUGUAUCAAAAUCUCCCAAAGUAGACGAAUCUAUUGUGAGCGAAUCAAAUGAUUUUAGGACCAGCACGCCAACUUCAGAAACACAAAGCUACUCACCAGAAUUAAGCAGCAAAUCCAGAAAAGCUUCAGAUUAUUCGUCACUUAUAAAGACUCCGCCUAAGUUUCGUCCCAAUGACGGGAUGAAGCCAUCGAGAGUUAUGUCGAAAAAUCAUGACGCUCCUAAAGAGAUAGAAAGGCUUACAAAUGAGUUUCUGAAGUCAAGAAGAGUAUUAGAAAAACAAAUAGAAAAUAAAAAACAAAAUGAGAUUCAUACAUUAGCUUUAUUAAAAAAUUUCAUUGAACGUGAAAGAAAUAAAGCUAAAUUGGACCCAGAAACUACGCUAAUUAAAGACAUGUAUGAAAAGAAAACUGAAAAAUUCUUGCAGGCGAUUGAAGAAGAAGUGAAAGUUAUGGACAAAAAAUUGCUUGAUGCCCAGGAAGAAAAUAGACAGUUGAGAAGAAUGAAUGGAGGGUCGCCUAUGAGAAAUGAUAGUAAAACUGCGAUUGGGAAAAUUGAAAAAGAAGCGAAAUUGGAAAUAAAGCAGAGGUAUGGAGAGCUUGUGCAGGAUAUAUCAUCGUCUAUAAAGAUAUCGAGUAAUGGGAAAUAUUCAGUUAGAGUUGAUGAAGCUGUCAAUAAGUGGUAUAAAAAUAUUGACUUGCAGCAAGAAGAGUGAAGCUUAAUGAAGACAGCCCUAUGUAAGGAGCUAAGCUCUGAACAAAAGAGGAGAUUAAAAACUGAAGAAAAUACAAGCAAGCUAAUAGCGCAUGAAGAAAAAGUUAUUGCAGAUUUAGAGAUGAGGAUAAAAGAGGAACAAAAUAAGCCUAUUGGAAAAGGUAAAUAUAUGGAGCAAAGAGAAGAAACUACCCAAUUAUCAUUGAGCCAAGAGCAAUCAGCAAGGAAACUUGCCAAAUCUGUAUUGCAGAAUAUCUAUGAUUGUGUGAUAGAAGUUUAUGUAAGUCACAAAUAA
Molecule: messenger RNA, 1134 nt
Organism: Blepharisma stoltei
Lineage: Eukaryota; Ciliophora; Heterotrichea; Heterotrichida; Blepharismidae
Source: the annotation of a GenBank genome assembly